AUGCCUCUGCUGGACAUGGUUUCCUGGAAUGGAAUAUUGGCUUCAUAUGCGCGAGAGGGUUUGAUUCCGGCAAUGGAAGAGAUAUUUGCCUUGAUGCCUGGAAGGAAUCUAAUCUCUUGGACUUGUGUCUUGAACGCAUAUGCCCAGAUUGGGUAUAUUCGGGAAGCGGAGAGGAUCUUUGAAGCCAUGCCGGAAAGGAAUCUCGUGUCAUGGACGUGUAUGGUCACGGCUUAUGUCGUGGUGAUGGAUUUAAGCAAUGCAAUACAAGUGUUUAAUGUGAUGCCUGAGUGGAAUCUUGUGUGUUUUAACGCAAUGCUUGGAGCGCAUAUUCAUAUGGGAGUGUUUUCUCAGAUGCAAGCGUUCUUCAAGGAAAUGCCAGAGGCGGAUUUAAUCUCCUGGGUGUCAAUUCUUACAAUUUGCGUAAGAGAGAAUGAUCUUGUCAAAGCUAUUGAGGUUUAUGACAAAAUGCCACAACGAAAUCUGGUGGCAAUGAACGUCAUGCUCUCUGGCUAUGCCGAAAGUGGAGAUGUUGGCAAGGCAAAAUCUUUUUUUGAUCAAAUGCCUGCUCACAGCAACGUCUCUUUGACAUUGAUGCUAAAUCUUUACACUCAAACUGGAAAUCUUGAAGCCGCAAAGGACUUCUUUGACAAAAUUCUGCCCAAAGAUAUCAUUUCUAACAAUUCUAUGCUUUCUGCAUUUGCUUGUUCGGGGCAUCUAGAGGAAUCGGAGAGAAUGUUUUACAGCCUACCAGAGUGGAGCCUCGCUUCAUGGAAUAUUUUCUUGGCCGGAUACACUCAAUCAGGCAAAUUAGAGCACACAAGAAAAUUAUUCCUGAAUAUGCCAGAUCACAGCCAGGUGUCGUGGAAUAUCCUCUUGGCAGCAAAUGCCGCUACAGGGCAUUUGUUUCAGUUAAAGAGUUUGUUCGAUACGAUGCCCGAUACUGACGCCGCGUCGUGGACCACACUUCUCGCCACGUAUGUCCAAUCCGACCGCUCGAUAGCCGCUGACGUGUACGGCCAGAUGAAGAUGCUCUUCUCGCCCGACGACGUCAGCAUCGUGUCCGCGCUCAUCGCUUGCGGCCACGGCGGGAAGGUCCAGCAAGGGAGGGAUUGCUUUGUGUCCAUGAGUCUGGAUUUUGGAUUGGUGCCGAGCAAGCAGCACUACUGCUGCAUGAUCGAUCUCCUGGCGCGAUCGGGUCGGCUGGACAGCGCGAUCGAUCUCGCGGAGAGCAUGCCCUUUGAGGCGAGCAGGAUCGAAUUGAUGUGCCUGGUGGGCGCUUGCGGCAGCCAGAGAGAAAUCCGGCGAGGAGGAGAGGCGAGCAAGAUCGCCCUCGAAUUUAAUCCGGGCGAUGGAAGGGCGAUGAUCUGGAGGCCAAAGACUGUGACAAUGCAGUACAUGGUUUUGUUCUCCCACCGUAUGGUUUUGCUCCCUGUACGGACGGGUGUGUUCAAUUCUGGGAAAGAUUCGAGGAAUAUGCCUACCAUCGGCCGCGGUAUCCCAGAAGCAGGAUGUGGCGGUGACCAUCCCCGCACCGUUCUUCUGCAUUAUCAAGCACGUCACUUAAACAAGGAGAGAAUAUCAGUGAUGCCUCCAAGAAAGUUGGAAAAUCUUUUUCUUGGAUGGAGUUUGGAUCCGUCCGAGAAAGUUGGGGAGCUUGUUGCAAACCUUGUCGUGCCUAAACUGGUUGCUUCCGAGCGAUUGAUCCAGCGCGUCUUUGAUGAUACCAUUGAUCUCGUCUGGAAGAAACCUCGGCUGGAAGAAAGUUUGUCUUUGGGGACAAAGGAUUAA
Selaginella moellendorffii is the source of this 1788-nucleotide messenger RNA. Its product is annotated as pentatricopeptide repeat-containing protein At4g02750-like. The record is from RefSeq and is a predicted model, not a curated record. The transcript has 3 exons. The coding region runs from base 1 to 1788 and encodes 595 amino acids. Gene Ontology annotation, molecular function: protein binding. Lineage: Eukaryota; Viridiplantae; Streptophyta; Lycopodiopsida; Selaginellales; Selaginellaceae.